UUGAUGACAGGGUCAACAACAUGGCGCUGUCCAGUGAUUACACAAAUGUUUCGUCUGGUGGUUGAUGUAUAUGUCAUUUAAAUGUUUUAGAUAUUUUCCAGUUUAUUUAACAAGCUGUGAAGCAGCGUCGGUUUCCGAAUUAUCGGUCCAUCUCCAUCUAGCGCGUCACUUGACUUAAAAACGUGAAGGACCUCUUUUAACGCCAACCAUGUCUGGGUCAAACGUCUGGAGUCGCAGUCGAGAGAAAAUACGUCUUUUCCCAGAGCUUUUUGCGCAGUGUUCAUCAGAGGCAGCAGUGUAUGGGAAGUGUGUGGCAGCUACCACAACGGGAAGACAGGAGCUGAAGAAGGACCUGUGCACCAAGGAAUUUGAAGCACUGAAGACCUGCUUUAUCAGCGCAGCCAAGAAAAAAGCCAGAUGAAUGGAAACUACUCUGCUGUUGUUAGAGCGGCAAAUUAGGUGGACUGUCUUCACAUCAACUGUUCAGUGUUGUGGGAGAAGACAAGACGUAUUGACUGAGUUGUGGUGCUGGAUGGCUGCUAUGUUGAUGACAUGGCACUUCGUCUACUUGGAACUGCAAAUGAACUGUCUUUUUUAUAACACUGGUGAGAUGGAGACGACAUGUUGUGGUGAUAGUCUUUAAUAUGCAAGACUGAUACAGAUUCUGUUGAAUACAGAGGUGAAUAAAUCAGUGCCACUAUCUGUCUUCAUUAUCGAAACAGAGCAACAGCCAUGGUUGUCAUAGAGAUGUUUUUAUUUAUUCUUAUCAGCAGAAUGUACAGAAAUACAAUGCACAUAGAAAAAUAGUCAUAAAAAUAGCCUCUGGUACAAAGCAAAGGUCCAGCAUAUGUUAAGUGGUAACUGAAGGAGGAAUUUUCAGAAAAGCUGCAUUACUAAGAAAACACUCCAUCUUCCAUAUUUCCUUCCUAUGUCCUUAACACAACGUACAGAUCUUAUUUUCUCUUUAUUACUGUACUGGUUACAGUAAGAGGUUCAGUGGAAGCGAGACCACAAACUGAGGAAAAACUGCCACAUUUUUGCUUUGAUAAAAUAUCACUACUGCAGCAUGAGUUGGAAGGCACUGAUAAAUCAACAAGGAAGAGAUACUGAAGAUGGAAUGAUUAGCAGCUAGAGUCAUGGAUCCAGAUGGAUCAAGCUGCUUCAUUGUCCACAGUUCAUCAAACAGUAAGGCUACAUUAUAUACCUCGUAGCUCCAGCAUGAAGUCGUAUUCAGUUACUUUCAUCCGAAAGUAGAAUGAAACAACACUUAUAAGGGUGCCUGAACACACAAUAUGUGUACAUCCAAUAUGUGUUAAAUGUAGGUUCAAAGAAACCUUAAACAUUGAUCACGCAUCACAUUUACAAUAUUUACAUGUCAAAGUAACAGAAACAAACUGACCGAAAUGCAUAAGACAAAAACAGCACAGGAGACAAUAAAUCACAGAUCCUGCAGAGGCAGACUCUACAAAAAGGAACAUGAGUGAUUCAAGAACAAACAUUAAUACUGUAUAUUCGUCCUGUCUAAAUGCUCCAGAGAAUAUUUGCAUAGUUUUAUUUACAUUUCAACAGUUACCUCUUUAAAAUUCUCCCCCUUAAAGACAAAAAUAAGUUAAUAUUUACAUACACUUUGUUCUUUAAUAAAGACUUUGGGUUAUUUCCAGUACACACACAGAGAGAAAAUGUUCCUCUUUGUCCGUAACAUUUUGUGAAGGCA
This is a messenger RNA of Chelmon rostratus (copperband butterflyfish), 1714 nucleotides long. It is a transcript of the gene ndufaf8, whose product is annotated as NADH:ubiquinone oxidoreductase complex assembly factor 8. The record is from RefSeq and is a predicted model, not a curated record. The coding region runs from base 209 to 421 and encodes 70 amino acids. Gene Ontology annotation, biological process: mitochondrial respiratory chain complex I assembly. Gene Ontology annotation, cellular component: mitochondrion. Lineage: Eukaryota; Metazoa; Chordata; Actinopteri; Chaetodontiformes; Chaetodontidae. The transcript is spliced from 3 exons.